Messenger RNA from Aethina tumida (small hive beetle), 3645 nucleotides. RefSeq lists its product as uncharacterized. The transcript is spliced from 5 exons. The record is from RefSeq and is a predicted model, not a curated record. Lineage: Eukaryota; Metazoa; Arthropoda; Insecta; Coleoptera; Nitidulidae. The coding region runs from base 115 to 2631 and encodes 838 amino acids.
AGGAAAUCCUAACCCGCAGAACAACAACCUAACCUAAUGUGUGUUCCGUUGCCUCGGUGUUUUUGUAGAAUGUUUCUGAAAGUUCGCAACUAACCGAUACAUCAAGCAAUCACAAUGGUCAUUCAAAUUUGCAAACUGGCUAAAAAUCAAAAGAAAUGCAAUCAUGCGGCAUGUGCAGAGCAUUUUCGAAACAAAUCAGAUGUCAUGUCAGACUCCUUGUUCACAUUCUUAGAUUCACUAGCAAAAUCUCAUGUACGUUCCAGUCAGAGGCGGGUUUUCUUGACAAUUAAACAGUACAAAAUCAAAGACAUUUACCCUUCACAUCCUGAGGCACCACAUGACCCUACUCACAUCUUAAUCUUCUGCUUAAGAUGGGUGUCCUUGAACAAAUUUCAACCAAUUGGAGGCAUACUUUAUAAACCCGAAGAAUAUGAUGGAUCUGUAACAGACUUAGGAAAAACACUGGGUGAAUUUAUAAAAGCCUACUUAUGGUCAAUGAAUUUAUUAAACCUCACUGUCAUGGCCAUUGUGUCACCACCCGAUGACUAUUUUAAAAUUAUCAUUAGGUAUUUGUCACAGAGUGCUGAUUUUGAAACUGGUGAAUCACCUAUCACCUUUUUUUCUGAACAGUUUAAAAAUGUGGGUUGUAUAUAUGAUGCAGUCACAAUACAACAGAAUUUUCAAAAAGUUUACAGAGAACAUGAUAUUCUCUUUUAUGAUAAUGGUGAACAUUUGCUAGCAACAUGGGCCCACAUCAGAACAUUGUUAAAAGGUCCUGAUCAAGAAAAAAUUCGCUGGGCUCUAGAACUAGACCAAACCACCAAUAUUUUUCAGCCAGCCAUUGUUAGAAAUAUGUUAAUCAAAGUUGAUAAUGGGAACAUGACACGUGAUACUUAUGGAUCAGCAGUUCUGAUUGACAUCAUAAUAAACUUCAUCCAAUUCAUGGAGGUUUCUUCCUACACUGUCGAGAAACUGGGAAAACUACAAGAAAGCUGGGAUGAUGUUAUUAAAACUUUGGAAUCAUUGAGAUUUAAACCAGAAAGCCAACCGAACAAUAUAAAUGACAUAAACACAAUGCUGUGGUUUAUGCUGUCUGUAGCUGGGGAAUCAUAUACUAAGACUUAUCGCAAAUUAAACGAAAAAUAUGGUAUUGGUAAGCAGGAAGACGCUGAAAAUUCGAAUAUGCCAUUAACAAAUUUAAUGAGCCAUCACGUAGAUUUUGUAUUUAAUGAUGUUUUCGUUGAUAAAUCAAGAAGUUUCAAGUUUGGCAAAGAAAACAAAGAUGUGUCUACCACAAGAACCAAAAAGCCAUACUCCAGACCAGAUUCGAAUGGUCCAAAUUCGAAAAAUACAAAAUCACCAGAGGCAAAACCAUGUGACACAGAUAAAUUACAAACUGACAAUGCUCAAGAGAAGCCAUUCCCAAGAAAGAGUAAGAAAAAGUCAAAGUCUCCCAUGCCAUCACCCACAGAUUUGGAUUUUGACGAGAAAUUUGAAAAGAUUUUUGAUGAAAAACUUACUAACCUUGGUGCAAGAAUUGAGGUACUAAGAAAAUGUUGUAAAGAUGCUGACAAACCUGAAAAUAAAGAGGCAGUUUCCAAAAAGUUCAAAGAAGUUUUAACUAAUGAUCUAACAUAUUUAAUUUCAUCCAGUAAAAUGAUACAAAACAGCCUCUCAGAAAUUAAGAACUCUAAUUCAAGAAUUAAAAAUGCUCCAUAUUCUAGGCCCACAAAAGAAAACAAACUUCAUACUCAUCACCCCCCAGUUAAACAUAUAGAUUCAAUUGGAGAACCAGAAAUAAAUAUUAACAUUAAUGAAGCUUUGACUUGUAUAAAACAGUCAUUAUUGAAUCAUCCUGAUGACUAUUAUGUUGGAAGCAGUAGCCCAGAUUCAAAACACAGUGAUGAUGAUUCUGAGGAUAUGAGAGGAUUGAUUGAAGCAGUCAAUGAAACAAUAUCAAGCUGGUCUGAUGAUGAUGCAUGUCUGGAAUCCCCAAUAAGCCCUUCAGAAUUAAAUGAUUUAAGCUACAAAGGAAAAGAUUCUUCUGUGGGUAAGACUGUUGUGAAAAAAGAAGAACCUGUUAAAGAGUUUCCAGAAAAGAGUGAAAUAGAAAAGCAUACUUCAGUAAAGAGAGGGAACAAACCAUAUACCAGACCUGAUUCAGCUACAGAUAUGAAAGCAGCACAAGCAGAAAAAGUAGAUCAAAAUCCUAACACUAUCAAUUUUAGUUUGAAAGAAUGUACAAAUUUAAUUAACAAGAUGAAAAUUGAACGACCCACUCCCGAAGAGGACAUGAGGAAACAAACUUUUGAAGAAAUAAAAAAUUUAUCGUUAAAGUCUGUUAUGCGUGAAUUUGAAUCUCAUAUAUGCGUCUUCGAAUAUAUUUCAUGUAUUAGAACUGUUAGACACACGAUUCACAAACUGGCUGCCUUACAAAGUGAGAAAGUUUUUACGGAAGCGUUCACUUGCAAACAUACGGACUACUUUGUGAAUUUAAUCAAGAAAGAUAUCAAUCAAUUAUAUGUGCCUGAAACUUUUUUUGAUAAUAUUAAAUGCGACGUACACGAUAAGUCGCAAGCAUUUGCUGUGUUAGAUAAAAACUCCGGCAAUUUGUUUUGUUUGAAACAGUAAGGUCUUGUUUUUUAAAUUUGUAAGAUUUUACUUUUUACUAAAGUUUUAGUGUCAGAAUCAAUAUUUAUAUAAAAGGGUUCCCAGAAUUGAUGGAAUGUUUUUAAAAUGUUUCUUGGAUAAUAGUUAGAAAUAUGAGAUGAUGGUCUCCUGUGUAAUAUUAUACUAUGUAUUACUUUUUUUAUCCAGUUAAAUUACACAUUAAUUGUAAUCAUUUUCUGGCUGAAAAGUAAACAUGUUUUGAGUAUUUUUGGAAACACCUUACACAUAAAUAUUGAGCUGUUCAUAAAAUAAUGGUUUUUUGGAUAUCUUAUGACAAUAUUCAUUUCUAAAAUGGAAUUAUAACAUCACACUUUUGUAACCAAUUUAUCAUUGUUUUAAAACGGUUAUUGACUUAACAUCACAUACCAUUGACAACGUUUGUUUCUUCUAACAUUUAAGGGACAAAACAGCAAUAUUAUCCCUAUAAUUAUGUGAUUAUAUUGUCAAAUUGAAAAUUACAUUUUAGUCAACACACUUGACAUUCAGUUACAGCAUACAAAGAAUUGUACAGAUAUAUUUGAUUACUUAAAGUAAGAUUUUCAAUUUGACAAGAUAGAAAUUUAAAUCUAACUUGUGAUAGCUGUUGGAAAGACUGGCUUUAUUUAAAUUUAAGACUGCAUGCUUCAUGGUUUGUUUGCGGAUUACUAUUUUUAUAUUUCAUGUUCCUUGUGUUAAGGAAGUAAAAUUUUAUUUUUCUUCAAAUUUUGUUUAUGUUUUAAUGUGCUUAGGGUAAAAGUAUUUUAGUUAAUUUUAAAAAUGAACUACUAUGCUAUUUUUACAUGUGGUUUCUAUGAAUUGUAGUUUCCCUGGAAAAACUGCUGGUAUUCCUGUGAUGUGACGUGUACAAUCGUACUAGAAAUGUUUCUUUUGUAGUCUUGUUUCUGAUAGUAUUAUUUUAAAUUUUUAUUCUUGUACCUUAAGUACAAUUUGUUACAUAGUGAUGUUUAUAUUGUUUCUAUUAAAAUGUGUAAAGUA